AUGGUGCAAACACUCCUGGACAGGGGAGCUAGGGUCGACAUUGCAUUGAAAGGAGAUGAUGAGAUAGACAUCCCUUUAUUCUUCUACACCUUGGAGCACCAGCCACCCAUCUGUCCAUUGCUCCUGAAGACCGUCGUACCUAUAGCUCCAGUCAGAAUUGAUGUUCUAUUCUACAAGGGUCGCAGUGUAUUGUUCCACUGUAUAGAGAAAUGUGUGGGAGAUCAGUUGGUUGAUUUCAUUCUUAGUAAGAGUUCUGCAUAUCUUGUCACUCAGAGAGUUCAAAGAAACCAGUGUGCUCGAGAAAUGGCUGAGGAACAUAACUGUGCAUGGAUGGUCAAAGCUAUUGAUGAUGCUGUGGUGAGAUGGGUGUACCAGGAGGAAGGCCUUAACCGCCAGAUCCUGGUUUUGCAGGGCUACCAGUACAUUCCUGCUCCAUUACAGAACUCCAGCAAUGAGGAGAAUGUUCCAGACACUUUCUACAGAUAUCUGCCACUGUAUCAGGAUCAGGUGAGUGCUCUACACAAGGCUGUCGAAGAGUGUGAUGAGGAAACUGUCAGACACAUCAUCUAUUUCCGACACCCAGAUGAUCACAGCCUUGACCCUUGCCUUGCUGACAGCAGACGGCCGGGAGAUGGUCAGCCUCUACUUCACAAGGCAGUCCUGAGAGGCAGUGUGGCUGUGACUCAGCUUCUGGCAGAAACCCUCGUCUAUCAGCGCAAACAAAGGCUGGAUUCUAUUAGAGAUCAGUAUUUCCGAACUGCACUGCAUUAUGCUUAUGCCAUGGAAGAUGGCAAAGACCUGGUGAAUCUUCUGCUGGAUUAUGGAGCAUCAGAGUUCACCAUGGACAAGGAUAACCGGUCACCUCUGGCAUUCAAAGACCGGCGUGGACAGGACUUGAUGAAUAAACUGCUACAGUACCAGUAUCAGCAGGAUUUUACAUACCCGGAGCCAGAUCCGUUCAGCAUUCCUCUGCCUAUACCUAUAAUCGACUACCUAAUGGCCCACAACUGCAGCCACUCAGAUGGCCACUCGCACCAAGAACUGGAACAUUUCAACUCCCGACACCAUCUCUCGCCUCUACCCAACACAGAACUAGCCGUCACAGAGUCCUCCCGACACAGCACUCCGCUGGCGAAGUCUCACAAGUAUAAGUCCGUGUCAGACACCAAGCUGCACAAACUGGUACCUGGCAAACAAGGUCUGGCAGCCAACCUGGCCAACUUCCCAGAUUUGGUGAAAUCCAGGCUGUCCAAACGGCCACAUAACAAGUGCAUUGUGGAUGGGGUUCGGAAGGAUUAUCUGCCUGUGCCUUUAGAUGCACCACGGGAUAGUGAUGAUGAGUACGAUUAUGAAGAUGAUGGGGCCGAUUGUAGAGAUUUGUUAGAUGAAAAGGAAAUGAGGAAAUCUACUUCGUGCCGCAUACAAUAA
Candidula unifasciata is the source of this 1428-nucleotide messenger RNA. The record is from the annotation of a GenBank genome assembly. NCBI's taxonomy places the organism in Eukaryota, Metazoa, Mollusca, Gastropoda, Stylommatophora, Geomitridae.